Molecule: messenger RNA, 1695 nt
Organism: Dovyalis caffra
Lineage: Eukaryota; Viridiplantae; Streptophyta; Magnoliopsida; Malpighiales; Salicaceae
Source: the annotation of a GenBank genome assembly
AUGUCAACGAAUAUUAAUUCUUCACCUCGCCAAGUACGAUUCGCGGUAGCCUGCAAACCCAACGAUGAUAGCAUUGUCAGGAGGGCUGCAACAUAUCCAAAGCAUAAUUGGGAUUAUGAUUCUGUUCAAUCACUGACAAGUAAAUAUGUGGGAGAACCAUAUCUGGGACGAGCCAACAAGCUCAAAGCAGAAGUAAAGGUGAUGCUAGAGAAAGCAUUGGAACCUAUAAAUCAACUGGAGCUCCUUGAUACCUUGCAGAGACUGGGUUUAGCUCAUCAUUUUGUAGAUGAAGCGAAGAACAUACUGAAGAGCAUGUUUCAUGAUACUCAUAUAGAGGAUACAGAGACGAAAGCUGACUUGUAUGCCACUGCACUUGAGUUUAGACUCUUAAGACAGCAUGGGCAUCUUGUACCUCAAGAGGUUUUCAAUCGUUUUAAGGAUGAACGAGGAAAUUUUAGGGCAAAUGUUUGUAGUGAUAUAAAAGGAAUGUUGCACUUGUACGAAGCUUCAUAUUAUUCGGUAGAAGGUGAAAGUAUCUUAGAUGAUGCUCGAAAUUUCACUUCCAAACAUCUUGAAAAUUAUGUCAAGCAGUGUGACAGUAACGAGUAUCUUUCCAUGCUAGUGAUCCAUACAUUAGAGACUCCACUGGCGUGGAGGGUGCUCAGAUUUGAAGCCAGUUGGUUCAUUAAGUUAUAUGAGUCUCAACAAAAUAUGGAACCAAUUUUGCUUGAGCUCGCAAAAUUGGAUUUCAACAUGACUCAAGCUACGCAUCAAGAGGAAUUGAAACAUUCAUCUAGUUGGUGGAAGAAAACAGGCCUUGCAGAAAAAUUGGAUUUCGUCAGGGCCUGGUCGAUGGAGAGUUUCUUCUGGAGUGUGGGAUUUAAAUCUGAACCAGAAUUUGGAUAUUUCAGGAGAAUGAUGACCAAGGUUAUUCAACUAACAACUGUGUUGGACGAUAUCUAUGAUGUCUAUGGUACCUUAAAUGAGCUGGAGCUACUGACAGAUGUUAUUGUAAGGUGGGAUAUUAACGCAAUGGAUCAGCUUCCACACUAUAUGAAAUUAUAUUUUCUGACUCUGUACAACUCUGUAAACGAGAUGGCUUAUGAUUUCCUCAAGGAUCAAGGAUUUAAUAUCAUUCCAUACCUCAAGAAAGCGUGGGCAGCAGUAAGCAAAUCAUUUUUGCUGGAGGCCAAGUGGUACCAUGCCGGAUAUACUCCAACUCUAGAAGAAUACUUAGAAAACGGAUGGAUUUCAAUAACAGUGCCAACAAUGCUACGCCAUGCAUAUUUUUGGGUCACAAAUCCAAUUAAAAUGGAGAAACUACAAUACUUAGAGGAAUUCCCCAAUGUCAUUCGAUGGUCAUGCAUCAUUGUACGACUUCUAGAUGAUCUAGCAACAUCCUCGGAUGAACAAAAGAGAGGUGAUGCUCCUAAGUCAAUCCAGUGUUACAUGCAUGACACUGGGGCUUCUGAAGAAGAAGCUUAUGACCAUAUCAGAAACGUAGUUUUUGAAACAUGGAAGAAGAUAAAUGGAGAUCGAUUUUCAAAUCCAAUCUUCUUUGAGACUCACACCGAAGUUUCACUGAACAUAGUACGGACAAGCCAAAGCACAUUCCUUCACGAAGAAGGGUAUGAAGUCGCAAUUCCUAAAGCUAAGGAUCUCAUGAGAUCAAUUCUUGUUGAUCCAAUUAAUUAA